CUGAGUCUUAGGAGGUUAAAGGGGGGUGCAUCAUUUUUGAAAAGCACUUUGGAAAAGGGAGUCAGGCCAACUACCAAAACACACUUGUAGCCAAUCAGCAGUAAGAGGCAUGCCUACUAACCGACAUUGUUGCCUGGGCUGCGUAUGUGUGAGGCGGGUCUAUAAAAAGAAGGUCCAGAUUCUAUUGGGGUAGAGGCGUGUGAUUUCAAAUGUCAGCAUUGGCUUUCAGAGAUCAUGCACCCCACCUUUAAGGUAGGCCAGCACCAGUAUUUCAAAUGACUUCAUAACCACAGAUGUAACAGCAACGGGCCUGUAGUCGUUAAGUCCAUUAAUUUGGUACCAGAAUGUUAAUGAAGCGUGUGAACAGCGAGGAACUUCACACUGUUGCAGAGAUCUGUUGAAGAUUGGGGCCAGGUGGUCAACACAGACUUGGUAAAACACCAUCUGGGCCUCACGCUUUCCAUAUCUUCUGGGUUUUUUUUAACUUCUCACACCCUUCACACAGACCAUAAACACAGCUUAAGAGGAGAAAGAAGAGAGAGGAGGCAGGAGAUAUGUAAGUUGUUGAAAUAUUGCAAGAUUGCAAUGAUUGGUAAUAACUGAAUGAUUUUAAUAAUUCAAAAAGUCAAAGUUUUAGGUUGAUGCAUAGAGAAUGAUGCUAACCUUUUCCAAAACAUGAUUUGAAACCAGUAUGUUUCUUAUAUAAUUUUCAGUUAAAUAUAUUUUGUAUAACUGAAAUCGAUUUUUCAAACUUAAUAGCAGUAUUGUUUGUUAAAUAGCAACAAAGUGGGCCUUUAUUUCCUCAUAGCCACAACAUCAAAAGAAAACCUAUAGAGGAAAUCGUGAGAAAAUGACAGAGGACAUAACAAGGAUCCUAUUUCAACGUCACUUGAAUAUUUUAAACUCUGAUGUGCAUUAGGUCUAAAAAUAGCUGUCCGAAUACCCAUAUAAAACUAAGGACAGGCGAUCGGUUCACUUUGGACUUUGGAGAGCUCUGUGCUUUUGACUCUCUGUGUGACUAGAUAACACUAAAAAAAUGAAGAAUCUGAUGUCUCUUCUGCUUUUGGGUCUGUUCUGCUCUUUUCAAGUGACUUCAAACACUCCUUUUGCACUUGUUGCUAAUCAAUUUUCAUGCUGUUCACAAAACGUCUCCAACACUCCGAUCCCUGUGAAGAAAAUAAGAUCGUUUUCCUGGACCAGCAGCAACUGCCCUGUACAGCAUGUUGUGUUUCAGACAGUUAAAGGAAGAGAGAUAUGUGCAGAUCCAAAAGCCCACUGGGUGCACCCCCAUAUUGCUAAAUUAAUAAAGAAAGCAAGGAAAUCUAGAGCAAAGACUCCAAGAACCCCAGUCUAAUAAACUACAAAUACUUCCUUAAAUAAUCUACAAUGUUAUAUUAUAUUACAUUUAAUAAUAAUAUUAAUAUUAUUUUAUCAUUUUUUAAAUAUGAAUAUAUUAUUAUAUUGCACUAUUGUUCACAUUACUAAGUGGACAACAAAUAUUUACGUUUUUGUAUUUAGUUGUUUUAAGCAACCAGAUGUAUCCGUUUUUGUAUACAAAUAUACUUUGAAUUGUAAGCAAUAUUUU
Misgurnus anguillicaudatus (oriental weatherfish) is the source of this 1585-nucleotide messenger RNA. The record is from RefSeq and is a predicted model, not a curated record. NCBI's taxonomy places the organism in Eukaryota, Metazoa, Chordata, Actinopteri, Cypriniformes, Cobitidae.